Messenger RNA from Kickxella alabastrina, 1093 nucleotides. RefSeq names its product CHD5-like protein-domain-containing protein. Lineage: Eukaryota; Fungi; Kickxellomycota; Kickxellomycetes; Kickxellales; Kickxellaceae. Gene Ontology annotation, biological process: tail-anchored membrane protein insertion into ER membrane. The transcript has a single exon. Bases 313 to 942 code for a protein of 209 amino acids. The record is from RefSeq and is a predicted model, not a curated record.
UACUGCGUAUGCGCUGGAUCUCGAGACGUCGCAGCCUGUGCGCCCGUUUGCGAUCCUGCGCCCGUAAAGAUUAGUUUCCGAUUAACACGAUCAAGGUGCUCUGCGAAACUGUGUGUGGAUCAGCUUGCAUUUUACGUUCGAUUUUUUUUUUGGCAUACUGUCGGUUUUGGCUCCUCUCUCUUUCUCCUUUUCUUUCUCUCGUGUAAUUCCAGUUCUUUCCCCCCCCUGCUCUUAUUUUGUUUUUUUUUGCUUUAAACGCUUCUCUCCGUUCAAUCUGUCUUUUUUCAAUCCUUUACUAAUUCGAGAAGAGCUAUGCCCGCUGCAUUCUUGCUGACGUCCAUAUUCCUGCUCGAGCUCGCCUCGGCGGCACUCGACGCCAUCGGCUACGGCGCCCUAGCCUCGUACCUUUGGUCAACGUACACGCAGCUGACAAACAACCAAAAGGCGAACCAACGGCUGACCCUGCGUAAAUCAAUCACGGAUCUCCGCUCGCAGCUGAGCACAAUCAGCUCCGUCGAUGAGUUUGCCAAAUGGGCCAAGCUACGCCGCAAGCUCGACGCCGCCUCAUCCUCCUUUGAGCGCGUAUCCGGCGACCUGGCCUUGGAGAAAACUGCCUUUGAGCUGUAUAUUAACUUGCUUAUGCGCGUUUUCAUUUAUGGAUCGAGGACUGUGUUGAGUGUUUAUAAUUAUCGUACGGCUGUGUUUUACGUGCCGGCGAAUUGGUUUUAUCCGGUUUUGUGGUUUUUGUCGUUGCCUGGUGCGCCCAUGGGGUCGGUUAGCGUGGCUGUUUGGGCAUUUGCUUGCAAUCGGGUUUGCAAGCGCGGGGUGGCCACUUUGGCCCGUGUGUUUGCACCUGUUGCCGAGACGAACAUGCCGGCGCGGCGAAAUGAGGAGAACGGACAGGAUGGAGCUGGUGGUGUGCGCCAACAGGUUGCUUACUAAAUGCAAGUGAUUUAAUUAUUAUUCGGCGUGUGUGAUGAUGCUGCGCCGCCACUUUCCAAAAAAAAAAUUUAUUGUUUGUUUAUGCGACCUGACGACGUCAUCAUCACGCUUGGGCUUUUCGCUGCAGUUUGAAACGAAAAGGGAGGGGGAG